CUUGACCAGUACGAGGCCGAGAGAAGGAACUGGACUUUGGAAAUGUGCCGGAUAAUGAAAAAGAUAGUGUGCGGUUAAGGGAGAUUUAAACUACUAUUUAAGACAGAAAUUUUCGGGACGCAAUUAUUUAACUACUUUAUAAAAAAUAUACUGAUUGGACAAGGACCGGUUAAAACAGACUAAUGUGACCGGGCGGGAUAUCCUGCUGGGUGUUUUUCGGCAGUAUGCGAAAGCGAGGUAUUGUAUUGGGUAAUGUAUUGUAUUUUGAUAUGGCCCUUCGUCAAUACGAGUCAUGGAAGCCACCUUUGAUUUCGGAUUGACCCGAAAAAUAACAAUACAUAGUCGGUUCCAGAAGUUUAUAUCAGUGUUGUUCAGGAAAAUCAUAAUUGCGCAAUCAUUUUACAAAAUAGGUUUUACGAGACCGAAAACUAACAACACUUUGUUGCCCCCACUCCACUUCCUUGAUAAGAAGUUCAAAUAUGCUUUUUUCAAGAUGACGGCCAUGUUAGAUUUUGGACCGGCCUGAAAAAUAACAACUCUUGUCAGGAUAAUCUUAUGAUCAUUUCAGGUAGGUUAGAGCUAAAUCAAACUGGUGGAACUCUUAAAAAAAAGUUUCAAAUAUGUGUUGUGCAAUGAUGUUACAAAAUGGCCGCCGUGACGGCCAUGUUAAAGUUUUGAAUUUAUUUAUCACGAAGAAUGGUGAUUCGUGGAUAGACAUGCUCUCAAGACUUAAUCAAAAUAGUAUUAUAACGGGACAACUUGAAUGUGUCUAGGACACAACGUCUAUCCAACUACUACAGCCCUCACUUUAUCUUAUCACGCGACAACGUCGGCUAGGACACGCUACCUGAAUGUAUUAUCUACCUUUGCUGAGUUGUGUAAACGUUUCCAGAUAACGGCGGGAGUAAUCAAUGUACCUAUGGCUAGGUAUCCGACAAAAUGGCGUACCUGUGAUAACGGCCUGUUUACUGCUAUCGGAAAAAGGGCGAGACUACUGGACAUAUGGACUAAUUUGGAUUUGGUUUUGCUGUGUUUAUCAUCAUGGACAGACUUCGAGACAUAUGGACUAAUUUGGAUUUGGUUUUGCUGUGUUCACUGUCAUGGCCCGACCAACUGACUUAUCAUGGAUUAAUUUAUGUUUGGUUUUGUUGUGUGUGGAGUCCUAUCAAUACCUAUGGUCAGUUAGGGACGGCCUCCCCAGUGUGGAGGGUACAUACGUUAAGUACAUCUGUGUUGGACAAAUAUAGUCAAUUUAAUAUGAUAAAUUGGUGCUAUGGACAAAAUUGCAAGAACAUAACUUUGUAGUAGAAAAUUUGAUGUAACGUGGCUCGGUGACUUUAAAAGACAGCUUAGUUUUUAUAAUUAGUGUGAUGGAAUUCAGUGCAUUUAAGCUAACAUAUUUUAUAAUAUUUAUUGUAAUGAAUUAAUAUUUUUAUAGAUCCAGACGUUGAAAUCUUACCUCAGAGACAAAAAAAACGUGUUAUCAAAGUUGAUUUGUGUACACAGGUGUGAUAAUAUUGAAACAUAGUAUCAUUUAUAUGCCACAUAUGUCCCGGUUUUAAGACGCCGACACGGAAUAUUUUUCCUAUACUGAUUGGUUUACUGCCGAGAUAGUGACAUUUGACAUAAUAAACAUUAUGCAGAUUCAAAACCAAUAGGUAACCACGAGAACCUAAAGUUCUAUUGAUAUUUCUUCUGAUAUAUUGCACCUUUAUUUACCAAUGAUAACGGUUUUUAAGGAAUAUGCGCGCAUGCGUGAUGAUCUAAUUUAAAUGAAGGAGGAAGUAAUGUAGCUAUUUCAGAAUGCGUUAAUCACAUAUUGUUGACGGUUUCCUUUUUUAUACGAAGGUAACACAUCGAGUUUUGCGAUUAUACUGUAACAUAUGGUGGAGCAUAUGUUUAUUUUAAAGAAAAAACCGGAUGAAACAUUGAAGUGAAGGACAAUUUAUUGACCAAAUAGCAACAAAAAGGAGGGAAACAUCAAAUUCAGACUCCCUACAGACAGAUAAGACGCCUUCAGUGACGAACUAUUGUGCCUGCCCUAGCGAAUAUUUAAAUAUGAUAUUGAAGUUCAAUAUAAUACGUUUAUAGGACUUAAUCCGUUCUUAACCACAUUAUACAUUUCGAACAGCAAAAUGAAGUCGAGCAAUCUGCCCUGCUCGAGUAAACACGUGACAUGUGUUGUUGUGAGUGUGUGCGCGAUUGUGUAUAUUUUCCAAUACUAUGACUUACAAACAAUAUUUACUGCUAAUGAAAGAAUAACAUCUACGAAUUCUUCUGACCAUAUCCAUUUUAUUGCUAGACACUUUAAUUAUCAAAAUGAAACAUUAAAUAUAAAAGGAUCAUUCGAAGGAGAUACCCCUCAAUCUGAUGUUAUACUUCGCAUCGCUAAUCUUCCGUCCAAUUUUUUAAAACAAUUGUACAGUAAGGACUUAAAACAUUUGAGGCCACAAGAAACAUCAAGCAAGGCUACCACACCGUCGAGUACUUUUGAAGAUAAGUGGUUGCUUCCCCCAAGGAAGACGGCAAUUGGAAUAGACUGUCCAUUGCUUUUCUCAGGAGACCAGUCUGAACAAAAACGUGCUAAAACUUUAAUGGAACAUCCAAAACCUCCAUUUCCACUUUCAUCUUACGUAGAAAUGACAAAGGACUGCGAAAAAUUUAAACGCCAGAUGCAUUAUAUCACAAGUUCAUUAACAGAGGAAGAAGAGAAUUUCCCAAUAGCUUACAGUAUGAUUGUUUUUAAAGAACUAGAACAGACUGAACGUCUUCUGAGGGCUAUUUAUCGCCCACAGAAUUUUUACUGUAUACACAUUGAUUCCAAGUCUCCAAAUGACUUUCGGGACACGUUAACGGGAAUAGCCGGCUGCUUCGAUAAUGUGUUCAUCACCAAUAUUUCAGUAGACGUUCGCUGGGGAACGUUUACUGUAGUUGAGCCUGAACUUAUCUGUAUGAAGGAACUAUGGAAGUACAAAAGUUGGAAGUACUUAAUAAAUCUGACUGGGCAGGAGUUUCCACUUCGAUCCAAUGCAGAACUUGUGAAGAUUCUUAAAGUUUACAAUGGAGCAAAUGAUCUCGAAGGAACAGUGAAAAGGGCAAAUACUGGACGUUGGGCGAAGGCCGGGAGCCCUCCGGCUGGUAUUCGUCCUGUGAAGGGGUCCGUUCAUAUAACCGUCAAUAGGGACUUCGUCGACUACGUCCUUCACAACCAGACUGCAAUAGAUUUCCUUAACUGGACGCGCGGAGUUGACAUCCCCGACGAAUGCUUCUUCGCUAGUCUCAACCACAACCCACAUCUCGGUAUACGAGGGACCUAUAAAGGUGAACCAGAGACCAGUACUGAUGUCAAACCUUUCCUAACACGGUUUAAGAAUUGGGGAGGUGAACCAUUUGACUGGCCUUGCCAUGGAAAAAGGGUGCGGAUGAUUUGCAUUUUUGGUGUGGAAGAUCUUCCUUUGUUGGCACAAAGACCCGAAUUGUUCGUGAAUAAGCUUUACUGGGACUUUGAACCGUUCGCGCUGGACUGUAUGGAGGAGCUUAUUUACAACAGAACACGCGAUGGUUACCUUCAGACUACAAAAUUCGAUACAACCUUUUAUGAAAAUCUUGACUUUGUGAAAAACCAGGUUUAGUGAGAGUACUUUAUUCUUGUGAUAGUACUUUAUUAUUGUGAUUGUUUCCUGAUUGCUUUUGCUUCCGGGUGUAAUUUAUACAUGUCAAACUUAAUAUAAAAGCAUGAACUUGGA
This is a messenger RNA of Pecten maximus, 3746 nucleotides long. Its product is annotated as beta-1,3-galactosyl-O-glycosyl-glycoprotein beta-1,6-N-acetylglucosaminyltransferase-like. The record is from RefSeq and is a predicted model, not a curated record. The transcript has 5 exons. Lineage: Eukaryota; Metazoa; Mollusca; Bivalvia; Pectinida; Pectinidae. Gene Ontology annotation, cellular component: membrane. Gene Ontology annotation, molecular function: acetylglucosaminyltransferase activity. The coding region runs from base 2136 to 3632 and encodes 498 amino acids.